AGAGAGAGAGAUGCACUGAUGCGCAGCGGAACCUCGCGUAUGGAUGGAGCUCGGACCCCGCGCGCAUUACAAAGCAACAACCAUUACUUAAAAUUAAAUGAUAAAAUCCUAUCAGAAGAGACACAAUUUGUUCUUCUUGCGAGUUGUUCAAUAAAACUAAGUUUCAGUACGAGAGAGUCGUGACUGGAAGACCGUGGAGAAUUCGUUAGAGUUUAUUAAAGCUCUCACGAUGACAGGUGUUUGGACCGAAGUCUUACCAAACCCCGAGACUGAGGAGACAGCACCCAACUGACCAUUAAAUGGACUCAUGUGGUCUGAAGAAGGUCUGGAGGGUUCGCGCUUCUGCAAGUUGCCAUUAAUAAGAAAGCAUCCAUCACUUCAAACAGAUCCCGCUGUGCACAGGUGCGAGGAAGAUACCGAGAUGCGUCUACAACCAAAGGCAGACCUAGUUAACAUCUCAACCGAGUAAAACGCACACGGUAGCUACAAAGGUUCUUCGUAAACCCUGACAUGGCCGUGGUUUCAACGGAGCCUCCCGCCCGGACCUCUAUGUUAUUAUGGAUCCUGUUCCUCUUAAUUCCCAUUGCCCAACUGAGUCCCAGGUACACCCCAACCCUGAGCGGUUCAAAGAGGGAGAUCAUCAUAGAUGGAGAUCUAGUGAUCGGAGGGCUGUUUCCAGUGCACGAGAAAGGCGAGGGGACGGAGGAUUGCGGUAAGAUAAACGAAGAGCGGGGGAUCCAGAGGCUGGAGGCCAUGCUGUUGGCUUUGGAUGAAAUUAACCAGGACAACCGCAUACUGCCUGGCUUAAAGCUGGGAGCGCAUAUACUGGACACCUGCUCGAAGGACACGUAUGCACUAGAGCAGUCUCUGGAGUUUGUGAGGGCGUCGCUCACUAAAGUGCAUCAGCCAGGGUUCAUCUGUCCGGAUGGGUCAAACCCUGUGCCGGAUGAAGUGCCUCUGGCCAUCUCUGGGGUGAUUGGAGGAUCAUAUAGUGAUGUCUCGAUACAGGUGGCAAACCUCCUCAGACUCUUCCAGAUCCCACAGAUAAGUUAUGCUUCCACUAGUGCCAAACUCAGCGACAAAUCCCGUUACGAUUAUUUCGCCCGAACCGUCCCACCAGACUUCUAUCAGGCCAAAGCCAUGGCUGAAAUCCUGCGCUACUUCAAUUGGACCUACGUUUCCACCGUAGCCUCAGAGGGCGACUACGGUGAAACGGGCAUCGACGCCUUUCAACAGGAGGCUCGGGUACGCCAAAUCUGCAUCGCAACUUCAGUGAAAGUCAGUCGCUCUGUUAACCGAGGGAACUAUGAAAAUGUCAUCCGCUCGCUCCAGCAAAAAGCCAACGCCAAAGUGGUGGUCCUCUUCACCAAAAGCGAAGACGCCAGGGAAUUGCUCUCCGCCGCAGCUAGAAUGAACGCUACCUUCAUUUGGGUGGCCAGCGACGGCUGGGGCGCACAGGAGAGCGUCGUCCACGGCAGCGAGAAGGCGGCCAACGGGGCUUUCACCAUUGAGCUCGCCUCGUACUCUAUCAGGGAGUUUGAGGACUAUUUCACCAAGCUCACACCUGAACUCAACACAAGGAAUCCGUGGUUCAGGGAAUUCUGGGAGCACAGGUUCGGUUGCCGUGUACAUGAACACGGCUGUGCCAUGAAGAGCCUAAGGAACGGGGCGUUUAAACCCGAAUCAAAGAUCAUGUUUGUGGUGAAUGCUGUCUACGCUAUGGCCUAUGCCCUGCACAACAUGCGGCAAGCUGUUUGCCCCAACACCACGAAGGUGUGCGAUGCUAUGAAGCCAGGCAAUGGGAAGAGGUUCUACCGUGAGUUUAUUCUCAAGACGAAAUUCGACGCUCCUUUCAGACCAGCUGACACUGAGAACGUGGUACGGUUCACCUCAUUAGGAGACAGUUUGGGUCGCUACAACAUCUUUUACUACCGCAAAGAGGACAACAAGUUUGUCUAUAAGAAGGUAGGCUACUGGUCACAGGGCUUAGUGCUGAAUACCAGUGUGGUAAACUGGGCUACCGGGGUGGUCCCUACAUCCCAAUGUAGUGACCCAUGCCAUCCCAAUGAGGCUAAAAGCAUGCAACCUGGCGAUGUGUGCUGUUGGAUCUGCAUCCCGUGCCAACCUCACCAGUAUCUUCUAGAUGAAUUUACCUGUAUGGACUGUGGUUUUGGUGAGUGGCCCCUCGCCAACCUGACCGGUUGCUACGAGCUUCCAGAAGAGUACAUCCACUGGUCAGACGCUUGGGCGGUGGGACCAGUCACAAUUGCUUGUUUGGGAAUGCUAUGCACGCUUGCGGUAGCUGGAGUUUUCCUACGCAACAAUGACACCCCGGUGGUGAAAGCUAGUGGUCGAGAACUCUCAUACAUCCUGCUGUCUGGUGUACUCAUGUGCUACGCCAUGACCUUCAUUUACAUUGCUAAACCCUCUGCUUUCGUCUGCGCCCUCCGACGUCUCGGCCUCGGCACAUCUUUUGCAGUCUGCUACUCGGCUUUGCUGACCAAGACCAAUAGGAUUGCUCGAAUCUUCGGCGGGGCACGGGAUAGUGCCCAGCGACCACGAUUCAUCAGCCCUGCCUCUCAGGUUGCGAUCUGUGCCGUGUUGAUUUCAGCCCAGUUGUUGGUUGCCCUCGUCUGGCUCCUGGUAGAGGCACCCGGGGUGAGGAAAGAAGUGGGCCCAGAUAGGAGAGAUGUGGUCACUCUGAAAUGUAACAGUUUGGACUCGAGCAUGCUGGUGUCCCUUACCUACAACUGCAUCCUUAUCAUUCUCUGCACCUUCUACGCCUUCAAGACCCGGAAGUGUCCGGAAAACUUCAACGAGGCCAAGUUCAUAGGCUUCACUAUGUACACCACUUGCAUUAUCUGGUUGGCCUUCCAGCCCAUCUUCUACGUCACAGCUAGUGACUACAGAGUGCAAACCACAACCAUGUGCAUCUCUGUCAGUCUGAGCGGCUCUGUGGUCCUCGGUUGCCUUUUUGCCCCCAAGAUCCACAUCAUUCUUUUCCAGCCGCAGAAGAACGUGACAAAUCUGAGGGCCAAAGAAAACCGCUUUUCCAGCGUCGCCACCACCGCACCGAGCUCCACUUACUCACAAGCUUCCGCCUCUACCAUAGUCCCGACCGUGUGCAAUGGAAGAGAAGUGGUGGACUCUACAACAUCAUCCUUGUGAAUAUAAAAACAUUACAGCAGGAUGGGGCCAAUUUUAUAUCAUUUCAGCAAAUGAGGCUUUGAAUGCAAUCCUGCUCUACACUUAAUCUUGGUUCAUUUGAUCCUUCUAAAAAAUGAACUACAUGGACACUUUAUGGUGGUCGUCCAAACAUGGUCGACACCAAAUUCACCAAGCAUGUUUUUUGUCUUUGUUAUACAGUAAAGCUGUCGUCUAUGAUCGAAUCUUUAUCUUUAGGAGGCAAUUUAAAUGUGCCACAAUAUUAUGCCACAGUAGCCCAGAAGGUUUGACACUGGAUAAAACCAUUUUACAGAAAUGAAUGUACUGCCGAUAUGUACUCUAGUUUUUUGUACACUACAAAAAUAUUAACAAGUGUAAUGUUAACAGUAGGUUUGAGUUCUCUAUAUAACAGCAUUCGGAAAUCACUUCAAAUGCUUUAAUACUCGUACAGUCUCGCAUUACUGAGCAGACGUGAUGUACAUGCAACCAAUCCAGUGAGACUUGCACAAAAUAUUAUAAUGUGACUUAUGUACCUGAGGGUAUGUGAUUUUUAGAUGCUGUAUUCUCAGUAAAUGGGAGACUGUAACACAUUUGGGUUUUAGUUCAGUGGUAACAUUGUAAACUUUCAUUCAGAGAUGAGUUGAUCGUCCUUAUAGUGUUGUGAUGUUUGAUCCUUAUGGAAUAGUUUAGGUGUAAAGAUGGAAAGUAACUAUAUUUCCCUUUUUUACUCGAUUGCAUUAAAGGGAUAGUUCACCCAAAAAUGAAAAUAAUAUCAUUAAUGACUCACCCUCAUGUCGUUCCAAACUCAUAAGACCUCCGUUCA
Misgurnus anguillicaudatus (oriental weatherfish) is the source of this 3988-nucleotide messenger RNA. It is a transcript of the gene grm2b, whose product is annotated as glutamate receptor, metabotropic 2b. Gene Ontology annotation, molecular function: G protein-coupled receptor activity. Lineage: Eukaryota; Metazoa; Chordata; Actinopteri; Cypriniformes; Cobitidae. Gene Ontology annotation, cellular component: membrane. The record is from RefSeq and is a predicted model, not a curated record. Gene Ontology annotation, biological process: G protein-coupled receptor signaling pathway.